This is a messenger RNA of Stegastes partitus (bicolor damselfish), 2656 nucleotides long. Its product is annotated as erythroid membrane-associated protein-like. Gene Ontology annotation, molecular function: signaling receptor binding. The coding region runs from base 88 to 849 and encodes 253 amino acids. Gene Ontology annotation, biological process: regulation of cytokine production; T cell receptor signaling pathway. Gene Ontology annotation, cellular component: external side of plasma membrane. The record is from RefSeq and is a predicted model, not a curated record. The transcript has 5 exons. Lineage: Eukaryota; Metazoa; Chordata; Actinopteri; Pomacentridae.
CCAGUCUCAUGCAGACAGUAUUCCUCCACAUCAGGACGGAGUGGCCGUCUAGUCUCCGUCUCGUCUUCUCGGCGGCUCGGAGUGACGAUGAAAGUCCCGUUGAUAACUUUACUGAUUGUUUUGUCGUCGGUCAUCGCCGCAGAAAAACAUGAAGCCGCUCAGCCAAUCGAAGCACAGGAAGGCGGUAAAGCUACUGUUCAGUAUAGAACCAAUUCUCCCACCAACUUGGAGAAUGACAUGCUGAUUUGUAAGAGACUUGAUGGCAACUUCAGUGACCUCAACAGUUACAUCUACAGCCGUCGACAUGGACAGGAACAUCCUCAACCACCGAUGGAGCAGUACAGAAACAGAACACGUCUGGUUCUUGAAGACCUGCGCAAAGGGAUCGUGACUCUUGAGAUCUUCCCAGUACACUCCAGUGACAGUGGACGAUACAAAUGCUUUAUAAGAAAGCAGAACAUCACCUUUAAUUUUACCAUUGUUGUCAUACCGAAGAAGAAGACGGAUGCUUUCAAGAUGACGACAGCUUCAGCGGGAAUAAAGACGAAUCCAGAUGCAGAACCAACUAAACAUCCCAACAUGAUGGGCAUUCCCAUCGCUGUUUUUGCUGUUCUCGUUCUCGUUCUCGUUCUCGUGGUCAUUUUCCGGUGGAACGUCAUCAAGCCUUGGCUUUCUAAUAUAGUCAGAAGAAGGAGGGAUAAAGAAGAGUCCUCUGAAAAGGAAACUCUCAAGACCCAAGAAGCAGAAAGAGAUGAACAAGCUCUGCAGUGGAGCUCUCAGAAGCGCGGUGCUGGAGGCCGUCAGCGGAUUCCCAGCGUCGGCACAGGUGGUGGUUCUGACGAUAGAUAGGGCCGGCCCUGACCAAUUUGGCAAGAUUUUAGGUGGCGCCCCCCAGCAUCACAGUGAAUUUCACUCUUAAUUUUCAUACUAAUAAGACAGAAACUGUAUGCAUGUAUUCAAACUUUUAUUUCAGUAUAAACAACACACUAAAUAAAACUGAAGAAACAAGUGACCCAGAUUAAAAAUACAAUACGCAUAAGGCAUUGUACAGAUAUAAAAAAUGUUCUAUAGCUUGUUUGUUUUCUACUAUCUACAAAACAAGGGGCUGUGCACCACUGAGGAAUCUGAUGUAGAGCUGCUCUAAUUUUAUUGCGUUUUUUAAAGAUUUUUGAUUUAAAAAAAAAAAAAAAAAAGAUGUUUAGUUUUGCUGGAAAAGGUUUCAGUUGUUGAAGAAAAAUGUGACUGACCUGUUUGUCACUAAUUGUCAAUUACUUAGUUUAACUAUGAUGCUCUAAUCUCCCAUUUUAAACUGGAGAGCUUAAACAGCUCAAAGGUUGGUCUCUUGCCAACCCACAUUCACACAAAGAGGUGAGAUCAGUGCAGGUUCAUUGUCAACCACAUGGCAGGAGUGCAGAAUACGUAAAAGCGACUGCACUUCAAUACUGGAGUAAACUUAGCACCCUAUAGCACAUAAAGGGGAAGGAAAGCUAAGCAUUUUAAAUAGAUUAGAUUAGAUAGAACUUUAUUGAUCCCUUUGGUGGGGUACCUCAGGGAAAUUUUUGUUCUAGAAACGGCACAACACCGACAAAGACUUAGCACACAUCAGUUAAGAAAAAAGCAGUAAACGAGGAAACAAAGGAAACAAACUGCUGGAAUUUUCAAGGUGGCGCUAUGGAGCCAUUUUGGCAAUAACAUGACCACGCCUCUGAUAGUUUCCGUCCUCACCCCUUGCUCCCCACCUCUCCCUGCUUGCUGCUCCCCCCUGUAGAAAGUUAUCUUGGUCCUCAUACCACCUACAGAUGUGAUUCUUGGAUAGGUGAUCCAAUGACUUCUUAUUGAGAUCAAUGCAGUUAUGAACACACCAAACAGAGACUGGGAAAACCGUGAUUUAGCCUGUGUACAUAUAAUAAAUGAAUGAGAGAGCACUGUAUAUUCUGUAUAGUUCACUGGUGUUACCGUAUUUAAAUUACUGUGUGGAAGUAUGGGGCAACACCUACAAAACCACCUUACAAUCACUACGCACAAUACAAAAGAGAGCCAUUUGUAUAGUACGCAAUGCAGGAUAUUAUGAACACACUAAUAUACAGUUUUUAAAAUGACAUACCUUAAAGUUUGGGGAUCUGGUAGAAUUUAAGACUGCACAAAUAAUGUACAAAGCAAAAAAUAAACUACCUAUAAACUGUUCAAAGACAGAGUGGGGGGGUUACAACUGUAGAAGGAAACUAAACAUGGAACAGCAUUAUGCUCGAACCAAUUUAAAAAAUAUGUGUAUUUCCAUUUGUGGGGUGGUUUUGUGGAAUGGUCUUAACGAAACAAAAGAUAUAUCUUUGAUAAAUACAGAAAUGAGGAAGGAAAAUGUAACAUGUACAGAUGUGAAUGGUGGUUGUUCAUUUUCUUAUGUGUUUUUGUUUUGCUCUGUUUCCUUAAAUAGCUUGAUUGGAGUAUUUUUGUGUGUGUGUGUUGCCUAUUUAGUUUAUUGUAUAGGAUUUUGACUUUUUUAAUGGUGAAGAAUGGGGGUAGGACUUGACAAGCCUAGGCUUAUCCCUUUUCGAACGGGUCAAAUGUGUAUUAUAUUGAAGUUUGCUUUUAUUUUUCUUUUCCAUUUAUUUCAAUCGUUUGUUUGUUCGAAAUAAAGAAGAAUAUAAGUAAAAGAGAA